GGUUUAAAAUGUGCAUGCAAAUAAUUUGGGCAAACCCCUUCCUGCUCUGAUCCCUCCCACGGAAACAGCAUUAAAAAUAUUAAUGUAUCAUUUCUAGUGGAAUAAAGUGGUUGUUUUGCAGCGGAAGAAUCUUCCUUCUUGGGGAAUCUGGGAGGGUCCCGUUGAUGCCAAUCUCAAACACCAUCACUUGUUGCAUCAGCCCCUUCUAGAGACCCACAAGAGACGAGAAAGCCGCUUCACAAUCCAGGAACCAUCACUUGCUGCGUACAUUUGGGGGGGUCCCAUCUGCACUCUGGGAUACAAGGACCCUUUGCCAGAAACAAAAUGGCUGCCGAACAGAUGCCUAUGGUGGGAUUCAGCCUCCAGUUGCAGGCAGCCCUGGAGAAGUGGAUGCAGCCGGGGUUCAAAAUUCAGGAGCAAGGCACAUUGAUUGCCAAAGCAGGGGAGGACGUGGGGGGAACAGGAACCCCCUCAAGGGUAAGCUGUGCUGGGAGAAUUAGGGGAUUGACUCAAAGGGCACCGGUGCAGCAGGUGAAACAGGAACCCGGUGAUGUGCUGCAUCAGCAAUGGGAAGCUCAGUGGCAGGACUUCUUGAAGAUGGUGGAGUCUCAACAGUCUCGAUGGGGCAUCGCACAGUUACUACAGGAGCCAUCGCUGUGGGACGAUGCAAAUGCCUUCCUGGCCUCCUUCGAGCAAGUGGCUGAAGCCUGCCGGUGGCCCCAGGAAGAGUGGGCGACCCGACUCCUGCCGGCCCUCAGUGGAGAAGCCGAGCAGGCCUAUAACAGUCUGGAGGCUGGAGACAGAGAAGAUUAUGGGAAAGUGAAAGCAGCCAUCUUGAAAGGGGAUGCCCUGAGGAGGGAGAAGCUGCGUCAGCACUUCAGGGGCUUCUGCUACCAGGAGGCCGAGGGGCCCAGAGGGGCCUACAGCCGGCUCCAGGAACUUUGCUCACGGUGGCUGAAAGUCGAGAGGCACUCCAAGGAGCAAAUCCUAGAGCUGCUCAUUCUUGAACAGCUCUUGACUGUCCUGCCAGCAGAGGUCCAGAACUGGGUGAGGGAGUGUGGCCCUGAGACCUGCUCCCAAGCGGUGGCCCUGGCUGAGGAUUUCCUGCAGGUGCGACAGGAGGCUCCGAAGCAGGAAAAGGAGGUACCAUUUGCCAAGGUGGUGGACACCCCCCUCUCCCUGGCACAGCAGACUCCAUCUGGCAGCGGGAAGAAGUGGCUGGACAGGGAGGCCAAGGUGGAGGGGGAUGGAGGAGAUGUCGACUCACCGGAUGAAAGAGGAAUGCGCAUCAGCAAUGCAGAGAAACAUGCAGUGGAAGAGUCCACUGAGAUGAGACCGCGCAGAGCGUUCAUUGGGAGAGGAGAAGAGAACAAUUCUCAGUUUUGCAAGAAUGCCUCGGGGAGUCGCUAUAGACUGGAGUGGCAGCAGGAACCCCCCCCAGGAGCAAGAACAGAUGAAUCCAUUCCGUGCAUGGGGGUUUACAAUGAGCUCAGCCAAGCCCCAGGUCACCAAACGAUGCACACUGGUAAGACACGAAAAACCUGCAAUGUUUGUGGGAGAAGCUUCCGUCACGGGUCAAACCUCAUUAAACAUAAGAGAAUUCACACAGGAGAAAAACUGUACAGCUGUUUGCAUUGUGGGCAGAGAUUCAGCCGCAGUUCAAAUCUUAACCGUCAUCAGAGAAUCCACACAGCAGGUCACUGGCGUGAGAGUGAGAAUGAAGAGAGAGAGAAUUGCGGGGACAUUUUGGAGCAAUCGGAACCGAUCGCAGUCCUUUCGAGAUCGGCAAUGGAGAACACAACUCGGGCUCAGAGAAGAGGGGAAGCCUCCGAGAGUCAGUCCAGGAAGCGGCAGGAAAGAGACACCCCAAGGAAAAGAGCGGCUCAGUCAGUUUCCUGUGGGGCACAGGAGAAGGCUCCCAGUGAAGAGGUGCCGUGGCCAAAACGAAAGGCGUACGCCGUGCCUCCUGAGAGACCCUUCAAGCUUGGCUCAUCGGCCCGCCGUAAAUGUGAGCGGCUGCAUGUGGCAGAGACGCCCUACAGCUGUGCCGAGUGUGGGAAGAGCUUCAUUCACCAGAGGAGCCUUCACACGCAUCAGAGGCUUCACACUGGCGAAAAGCUCUACGAGUGUCCCGACUGCGCAAAGAAAUUCCUCAGCAAGUCAAAACUCGCCAGGCACCAGAGACUCCAUACUGGGGAGAGACCAUACAAGUGUUCACAGUGCUGGCGGAGCUUCAGCCAGAGCUACAACCGAACGGAACAUGAGCGAACCCACACAGGGGAGAAGCUCAGUAAUAACUGGCCUGCUGCCCGUGUGAGGAAUUUUGGUGGCAGUUCCUGUAUGGCUGCGCACGAAGGAACCCGUAAAAGCGAGAAACCAUAUAAGUGUUCCUAUUGGGGGAAUAGUCUCCCUUCAAGCUCUGCAGAAACCUAAAAGGAUCCCACCUGAAAGGAAAAAGACUUUCAGUGUUGACCAAAGCAUGGGAAAGCCUCCGUUCUGAAGCUGUUGCUAAUUAGACUGCACAUAUGUUUGAUUGGCUGAGAGGCAUGAGUGUCAUACGUGGGCGGGGUGAGCAGGAGGAGGUUCUGGUUGCCUAUUGGCUGAGCUGCUGAGAACCUAGUGAAGGAGCCAGGAAGAAAGAAGGGUCUAGCAAAAGAGGAGUCAAAGACCCAGGGGCCUGGGAAAACGAGAAGGCAGCAGGCAGAGGGAAACAUGGAGACCUAGGACAGAAGGGUUGUGUGAAUGGUUGAGAGCAGAGAUGGGAAGCCAUUGGCCCUCUUGUUGUCACUGGACUUCCAUCCCCCAUCAGCCCAGCCAGUAUGGCCAAUGGGUCAGGAAUGGUGGGAGGCUGCAGUCCAACAACGUCUGGAGGACCACAGGUUCCCCAUUCCUGGUGUAGAGAUCUUUUCCUCUCCCCCUAAUUCAGGUAUGGGGAACCUGUAUCACCAACAUGUCACCCCGCUGCUGAAAGAAUUGCACAGGCUACUCAUUAGCUACCAGGCCAAGGUCAAGGUUCUGGUUUUGGUGUACAAAGCCCUAUACAGCUUGGGACCAGGAUACCUGAGAGACCGUCUGACAGAGUGAGGUGAGGGCUGUGAUGUUCCUAUAUUAAUGUAUAUAUGGUAAGUGUUGUUGUUUUAGAAGAUACAUGGUAAGUGGAGUGAAAGAGGAGGGGAUUGAAUGGGCAGUAGAAUGCUGGAUGAUUGGCUGAGUGUUUAAAAUGGCUGAAUGUAUAAAAGGAAGAGUGAGAGUGGAAUCUGGGGGGGAGAAGAGAACUGAGUGGGUUGGUUGGUGGGGUUUAGAGAGUUGUUUGCCAGGAGGGAGGUGGAGUUCGGAUUAGU
Messenger RNA from Rhineura floridana, 3341 nucleotides. RefSeq names its product zinc finger and SCAN domain-containing protein 21-like. The transcript has 5 exons. Bases 325 to 2433 code for a protein of 702 amino acids. Gene Ontology annotation, biological process: regulation of transcription by RNA polymerase II. NCBI's taxonomy places the organism in Eukaryota, Metazoa, Chordata, Lepidosauria, Squamata, Rhineuridae. The record is from RefSeq and is a predicted model, not a curated record. Gene Ontology annotation, molecular function: RNA polymerase II cis-regulatory region sequence-specific DNA binding; DNA-binding transcription factor activity, RNA polymerase II-specific.